Molecule: messenger RNA, 1116 nt
Organism: Pestalotiopsis fici W106-1
Lineage: Eukaryota; Fungi; Ascomycota; Sordariomycetes; Amphisphaeriales; Sporocadaceae
Exons: 4
Coding region: 1-1116 (371 amino acids)
Molecular function (GO): dioxygenase activity
Source: RefSeq, a predicted model, not a curated record
AUGACCAAGGACAAGUACACCGAAUUCACCCCGGAACACUACCCGCCGUUCCCGGAUGGUCUACCCACGGUGGAACUCGAGACCAUCUCGCUCAGCAGACUCCUCGAGAGCGCUCCGGAGGAGCAGAGCCGCAUGUUUGAGGCGUGCAAGGGUAGGGGCUUCUUCUACCUCGACCUCCGAGGCUCCAAGGCAGGGCGGAUUCUGCUCGAGGGCGCUGAGCGAAUUGCCCGCGUCGGCGAGGAGACGUUUGACUUGCCUGUGGACGAGAAGAUGAAGUAUGCCCAGGGCAUCAAGGCGAGGACACUAUUUGGCUACAAGUGGGAGAUGAGAACUGUACCAGCUGACAAGUACCUGGCGUUCUGGCCAAGAACAGGCGUCGGAGCAACCGUGACGGACAAGGCCGGCACCAAGGACACGGCCGAGUUCUUCAAUGUAGCCAAGAACGACAUGAUUGUCGCCGACGAUGCCAUGCGGUAUCCAUGGCCGGCACCCGUGCUCGAAGCCAAGCCGCUGUUUCGCGAGUAUAUGCAGACGGCGCACGCCGUCGGCAUGACGAUCCUGGGCGCCCUGGCCGAGAAGCUCGGCGUCGACGCCGCCGCCAUCACCAGCCAGCAUCGCAUCGAGGAGCUUGCGGGCGACCACGUCCGGAUCACGCGGGGCCCGCCGCGGGAGACGGAGGAUAUGCCCGAGAUUCAGACGCCUUCGCAUACGGACUUUGGAACUAUUACGAUAUUGAUGAACUGGCUCGGUGGUCUGCAAGUAUGGUCCGAGUCGGCACGCAAAGCUCAGCUCAACAAUGGCCAACCCGACUCACCGGGAGAAUGGCUAUGGGUAAAGCCCCAGAAGGGCUGUGCCAUUAUCAAUCUGGGUGAUGCCGCAGUCAAGUUCACCAACGGAGUCCUGUGCUCGGGCCGCCACCGCGUCAUCCCAUCGCCGGGUACGCAGGGCAAGUGGCCGCGGUAUAGCAUCGUGUACUUUGUCCGGCCUGAAGAUAAGUGUAUACUGAAACAGUUGAGAGGCCCGGGCAUUCCCGACGGACCCGAAGAAGAAGGGCUGACGGCGGCGGACUGGAUUUAUAGACAGGCGCAGGGACUGGGAACCAAGUUUGACAAGUGA